AUGUCAGAUUUCAACACAACCAAAUUCACCAACCCCUCCACCCUCAUCCUGCUGGGCAUCCCUGGCCUGGAGGUGGCCCAUGUCUGGCUUUCCAUCCCCUUCUGUGCGAUGUACGCCAUAGCCCUCUUGGGGAACUUCGCCAUCCUACUCAUUGUGAAGAAAGAGCCAACCCUCCAUGAGCCCAUGUACUAUUUCCUCUGUAUGCUGGCCGCCACUGACCUGGUCCUGUCCACGUCCACCCUGCCGAAAACACUGAGCAUCUUCUGGUUCAAUUCCAGGGAGAUCGAUUUCAGAGCCUGCCUCACCCAGAUGUUCUUCAUUCACUGCUUUUUUGGGGUGGAGUCUGGGAUCUUCGUGGCCAUGGCGUUGGAUCGCUACGUGGCCAUCUGCCAUCCCCUGAGACAUUCCACCAUCCUCACAAACCGGGUGGUGGCUAUAAUUGGCCUGGCCGUAUUGCUGCGCAGCAGCAUGAUUGUGCUGCCUCAUCCCUUCCUAGCAAGGCUGUUGCCUUAUUGCGGAAACAACAUUUUCCCCCAUUCAUACUGCGAGUUCUUCGGCGUGGUGAAGCUGGCCUGUGGCGACAUCCGGGUCAGUAGCUACUAUGGCCUCUUUGUAACACUAACAAGGAACAGUCUAGAUAUGCUUUGUAUCGCUGUGUCCUACACUCAAAUCCUCAGGGCCAUCUUCCGUCUCCCCACCAAGAACGCCCGGCUCAAGACUUUUGGGACCUGCAGCGCCCACCUCUGCGCCUUUUUAGUCUUUUACAUCCCAGCUCUCUUCUCUACCCUCACACACCAGUUUGGCAAGAAUGUGCCCCUGCAUUUCCAUAUUCUGUUUGCCAACAUGUGCCUCCUGGUGCCCCCCACGUUAAACCCCAUCAUCUAUGGGGUGAGGACCAAACAGAUCUGGGACAGAAUGCUCUGGCUAUUUACUCAAAAGAGAACCUAA
Pelodiscus sinensis (Chinese soft-shelled turtle) is the source of this 948-nucleotide messenger RNA. RefSeq names its product olfactory receptor 52E4-like. Gene Ontology annotation, cellular component: plasma membrane. Gene Ontology annotation, biological process: G protein-coupled receptor signaling pathway. Gene Ontology annotation, molecular function: G protein-coupled receptor activity; olfactory receptor activity. NCBI's taxonomy places the organism in Eukaryota, Metazoa, Chordata, Testudines, Trionychidae. The record is from RefSeq and is a predicted model, not a curated record.